UUUAAAUCAGUCUAAUGAACUAUUUUAAUAAUAUUUUGUACUGUAGCGUAUAUAAAUUAUAUACAUAGAAAAGUGUCUCAGGGUAAUACAAAAGUGAGUGGCCACAAGGAUUAUAUAAGAACACAAGGAUUAGCAAGAAUUGCUGCCACCUGACAGCUACUUUACAUUCAAGGCUCCAUGCAGCAUAAUCGUCAAGCCACAAAGAUUAUCAAAUUUUAUUAUCAGAGUUACUGACGCAACAAACUGAAAGAAAACAAACUUACUAGAAGCUCGGUGUUUCCACCCACUUUUUUUAUAUUUAUACUGUGUUUAGCCAGCAAGAGCUCAUCGAUCGUCAUCAUCAUGACCAUCAUCAUCUUUCUGCUCCUGCACCUGACCUUCAAUGUUCGUGUGAGUGUGGGUAUAGUGAACGGCAGAGAAGCAAAACCUCACUCCAGACCUUACAUGGUUUCUGUCCAAGCGAACAAGCAACACAUCUGCAGUGGAUUCCUAAUUUCUGAUAGAUUUGUCAUGACUGCUGCACACUGCAGAUACAUUUUUCCAGUUCUGACAGUUGUGCUAGGUGCACAUGACCUACAACAAAAGAAUUUGGACCGAAUCAAUGUGGAUUUCUACCAUGAGCAUGCGGAUUAUACCAGUGGAUCCUUUCAUAAUAACAUUUUGAUUUUGAGGCUAGAAAAACAUGUGGAACCAAACAACAAUAUCAAGUGGAUAUCCAUACCAACGGAAGAAGAUGAUAUCGAAGCAAAUACUAUUUGUAGUGUCGCAGGAUGGGGGAGUUUAAAAACAAAUGGGAAAGGAAACAACCGCCUCAUGGAGACAGAUGUGACGGUCAUGAAUAACAUGAAAUGUGAAAGGAAAUGGGGGAAAAAAGAAUAUGCAGCUUCACAGAUGAUGUGUGUAUAUGGCAAUGGAGGAAGCUGUGAUGGGGAUUCUGGAGGUCCUUUGGUUUGUGGAGACACUGCAGUCGGUGUAACAUCUUUCGGGGACCCUGAUCAGUGUAAUUCAUGUGAACUACCUGAAGUUUAUAUUAAGAUUUCAGCAUAUCUUCCAUGGAUAAAGAGCAUUUUUUGUUAAUUGAAUUAAUUGCAGAUAAAGUCGGGUGAUUUCUGUUUUUUUAAAGUUGAGUUGAUUUGCUGCCAAAUCUUCAUUCGAUAAACAUAAUAAUAAUUAUUGUAAUAUACAUAAAAAUGUGCUGUGUGCCUUUUUCUCAAUAAAAAAAUACAAUAAAACAAAAUAAAAAUUACAGUGUAAACGUUACGAAAUCAUCUGGUCAUAGCUAUGUGGAUGUGUUCACACAAGCUUUGCAAUUCACCGGCAUCAUGAGAUAUUCUAUGAUAGUUUGAUUAUAGAGUAUAUUUAAAACUAUAGAUGGAAUUAAUACCUUUUCAUUGUAUGACAGAUUGACAUUAUCCUGAACAAUGUAUAAGCAUUUGUUU
Megalobrama amblycephala (Wuchang bream) is the source of this 1439-nucleotide messenger RNA. Its product is annotated as granzyme B(G,H)-like. Gene Ontology annotation, molecular function: serine-type endopeptidase activity. The transcript is spliced from 5 exons. Bases 343 to 1077 code for a protein of 244 amino acids. NCBI's taxonomy places the organism in Eukaryota, Metazoa, Chordata, Actinopteri, Cypriniformes, Xenocyprididae. The record is from RefSeq and is a predicted model, not a curated record. Gene Ontology annotation, biological process: proteolysis.